GAGAGGAUCCAGCUCAGCUUCAUAGGUCAACUCCAUCCCUGCUGACACCUGUCAACGGGCCGUUGCCUCGGAGACGCUGAGGAGCCAGAAUAAGGAGGCGCGGAGGAUUCCCCGGACAGACAGACAGUGAGAGGACACAGGAUGGACCGGCAGCAGCAAGUCAAAGUGGAGCGCUUUCUCAAACUGGGAUAUUCUCACAUUGACAUCCUGAAGGUGCUGGAGAGCCUCCACCAUGACGCCCAGACCAACGACAUCCUGGAGGAGCUGAUAAAGACCUGCCACACUGGCAGCAACAGGAGCGGCCCCCACAGCCCCCGGCUGGUUCCCAGGGGCUGCAGCCCGGGGCCUGCAGAGCCCAGAGCCGGGCCCCCCAGAGAGCCCCCCGCAGGCUUCAGAGCUGUUGUCAUAGACGGGAGCAACGUGGCCAUGAGCCAUGGCAACAAGAAGGUGUUUUCAUGCCAGGGCCUCCAGCUGGCAGUGAGCUGGUUCUGGGACAGAGGGCUGCAAGACAUCACCGUGUUCGUCCCCCUGUGGAGGAAGGAGCAGCCGCGGGCCGAGGCCCCCAUCACGGAUCAACACAUUCUCCAUGAGCUGGAGCGGAGGAAGAUCCUGGUGUUCACGCCGUCUCGCUGCGUGAACGGGAAGAGGGUGGUGUGCUACGACGACCGCUACAUCGUGAAGCUGGCCUUCGACUCCGACGGCAUCAUCGUGUCCAACGACAACUACCGAGACCUGCAGACAGAGAGCCCGCAGUGGAAGAAGUUCAUCGAGGAGAGGCUGCUCAUGUACUCCUUCGCUAAUGACAAGUUCAUGCCUCCAGAUGAUCCGCUGGGGAGAAACGGCCCCAGCAUCGAUGACUUCCUGUUGAAGAAGCCGUGGAGCUCAGACAACAAACUGCAGCCUUGUCCUUACGGAAAGAAGUGUACUUAUGGAGUCAAGUGCAAGUUCUAUCACCCGGAGCGGGCCCACCAGUCCCAGCUGUCUGUGGCCGACGAGCUGAGGGACCGAGCCAAGAACACACACUGCAGAUACAGCUCCCCCAACCCCCCUCUCAGCACAGACGACCUGUCCCUCAGGGCUUCACCCAGCGAGCUCUUGGUCUUCCACAGAGACACCAGCAGCCCCCGCCUCCGCCCCAGCCCUGAGGAGGACGAGGCCUUCAGCUCCAUGGAUAGCUCCAUGUCCAGGCUCUACAUCCAGGACAGUGUGGAGCUCCCCCCCCACAGCUACAGCAGCGGAGUGGCCAGCUACAGCCACGACGACUGCUCGCUCUCAGGCUCCUUCUAUCCCCAUCACCACUCAUCAGUGCCCUGCCUGCGCCCUGUGUGCAGCUGUGCUCAUCCUCAGACUAGAUCGUACCCCCACCACCACCACCACCACCACCACCACCCAGCAUGGGGCUCCUGCCCAGCUCUGCCUCCACAUAACAGGGAGCCUCCUGUACACAGUGCAGAGCAGCAGUACAGACGGGGCCCCGCUCCACAGAGGGGGGCCUGGCUGCAGGGCGGAGCCAGGAGCCCGGCCGCAGAGCAGAGGGGGGGCCUGCGCAGCCAGCUGAGCACCCUGUUCCCUCAGGGCGCGGUGGAGCAGGUCAUGAGUACCCACCCUCACAUCUCAGACAUGACCCAGCUGAUCUCUCUCAUCCAGAGCUACAGGAGCAGCCAUGUCUCCUUCUAGAUUACUAACCGUCUCACAACCCUCAGGCACAGAGAAACCUGGAGAAAGGGAACAAGGCUUCUUUUCUUAAAGGUCACCUAUCAUGCUAUUUUUAGGCAAUAAAUAGCAUAGGUCUCACAUAUAUACAAAUAUAUAAAAAACAUGUCUAUGAAGUGUUUUGCUCAAAAUACCAAACAGAUCAUCCAUUCUA
Molecule: messenger RNA, 1867 nt
Organism: Gymnodraco acuticeps
Lineage: Eukaryota; Metazoa; Chordata; Actinopteri; Perciformes; Bathydraconidae
Product: endoribonuclease ZC3H12A-like
Exons: 6
Coding region: 142-1677 (511 amino acids)
Biological process (GO): 3'-UTR-mediated mRNA destabilization; nuclear-transcribed mRNA catabolic process, RNase MRP-dependent
Cellular component (GO): cytoplasmic ribonucleoprotein granule; nucleus
Molecular function (GO): mRNA binding; RNA endonuclease activity; metal ion binding
Source: RefSeq, a predicted model, not a curated record